AUGGCUAGCUUGACACAUGAUGACUACACAAUCGCGUGGAUAAGCGCCUUACCGUUGGAGAUGGCGGCGGCGAGUGUUAUGCUGGAUAAAACCCACAACCCCUUGCCCCAACCAGUCACAGAUCCUAACGCCUAUGUGCUUGGGGAGCUGAGUGGUCAUUGUAUUGUCAUGGCCUGCCUACCAACCUGCGUAUAUGGAACGAUAUCCGCUGCGACCGGCAUGUCUCACAUGAUUUCAACCUUUCCUCGGAUCCAGUUUGGUUUGAUGGUGGGAAUUGGAGGGGGCAAGCCUGUCGGAAAGUAUAGUGGGGUGAUUCAGUAUGACUAUGGCAAAGCAGUUCAAGGAGGACAAUUCGAGCCGACGGGUACCUUAAACAAACCACCACAGACUCUUUUAACGCAUAUGGCUUAUCUCGAGGCAACGCAAAUGACAAAAAGGGAUGAUGCUGUUGCCAAGAUAGUGUUGGAAGUACUGGAACAAAAUCCUGAUGUCAAUGGCAGACUUUUACCUCCCAAAUGGCCCACAGAUUAUCUUUUCCAUUCCUCCUAUCACCAUGCUGACAAGGAAAGUAAUUGUGAAAAAUGUGAUAAAGCGCACACACCUUAUAUCCACUAUGGGUUAAUUGCAUCGGGCGACCAGGUGAUGAAGGAUUCGGAAACACGAGACCGUCUAGCUCAACAGUAUGGGAUACUAUGCUUUGAGAUGGAAGCUGCCGGCCUUGUGGAAGGGCUUCCAACCCUUGUGAUCCGGGGGAUAUGCGACUAUUGCGACUCUCAUAAGCAGAAAGAGUGGCAAGGCUAUGCAGCUUUGACAGCAGCUGCCUAUACAAAAUUUCCGUUGUCAGUCAUACCUGUGUCCCGCUCGGAUUCGAGAUUGAGGAAGAAAGCCAAGAAGGCGCGUCACUGGAUGGUCCCACUGGCAAGAAAUCCGCGAUUUGUUGGACGCCAGGAUGAGAUUAGCAAACUGGAAGAAUUGAUCGCAAUGCAAGAUGGGCCUAGGAAGGUCGCGAUUACCGGUCUAGGUGGUGUCGGGAAGACUCAAGUGGCCCUAGAGCUAGCAUACCGCAUACGGGAUCGAGAUAAGGCAUGCUCGAUUUUUUGGCUCCCAUGUAUUAGCCAUGGGACAAUUGAGCAGGCAUAUCUAAACAUGGCACAGACGCUUGGUCUUCAAGAUGUGAAAACCACAGAUAUUAAAGAACAGAUCAAAAUAUACCUUAGUUCCGAGCGUGCUGGGAAGUGGCUUAUGGUUUUUGAUUAUGCAGAUGAUGUUGACAUGUGGCUGCCGGCUGGUGAUGCAGCUCCAAUUCUCGAGGAAUUGCUCCCUGAAAGUGAACAGGGUCGCAUUCUGUUCACCACUCGGAACCGGAAACUUGCAGUGGAUUUAACAUCAUCCAAUAUUAUUUUCGAGAAGUCAUUGGUACAGAACGGGUUGCUUGAAGAUUAUAUCACGACAGUUAGUCUCCUUGAGCAAUUGACGUUCCUCCCAUUGGCAAUCACAAAGGCGUCAGCAUACAUCAAUAAAAAUUGUCUAAGUCUGCCUACUUACCUUGCACUUCUACAAGAGCAGGAAUCGGAAGUAGUGGAUCUGUUAAGCGAAGACUUCAAAGAUCCAGGACGCUAUAAGGAUAUUCAGAACCCAAUCCAUCGUCAAGAUCAAUUAGCAGCCGACUAUCUUUCAUUCAUGGCUUGUACCAAUCCACGAAAUAUUCCGCAGUCACUUCUUCCUCCGCCAACUUCCAGGAACAUAAAAUUGAUGCAUAAAGACAUUAGCCUGCAUAGACUUGUGCAUAUUGCGACUCAGAAUUGGCUAAGAAAUAAUGCACUGUUCAGUCACUGGAUUAAAAGGGUGGCUGAUCAGAUGCAAAAGGUUUUCCCAGACGAUCACUAUAUUAAUCGAGCGCUUUGGCGAGAAUACCUCCCUCAUGCGUUAGCCCUUGCGUAUGAAGAUGAAUUCAUAAUACAACGGGAACAAUAUGUUGACUUGGUAGCGAAGAUUGCGGGUUGCCUGUCUAGUGACGGGAGAUAUCAUGAAGCAGAGGUACUAUAUAGCGACCUGCUAAAGAUUAAACAGGUGAAAGAUGGGCCUGAACAUCCCAACACUCUGACCAGCAUGGCAAACCUGGCAUCAACCUUUUUGAACCAGGGACGAUGGAAUGAAGCUGAGAAGCUUGAGUUGGAAGUAUUAGAGACAAGGAAAGCAGUACUCGUAGUGGAGAAAUCUAAGACAGAACGAUGGAGCGAAGCUGAUAAGAUUUUUAUGCAAGUAAUGGAGACAAGGAAGACAGUAUUGGGGGCUGAGCACCCUGACACUCUUACCAUCAUGGCGAGCCUUGCCUAUACCCGGAAAUCCCAAGGGAAGCUUCAGGAUGCCUCUGCUCUAAUGGCAAAAUGCUCUGAGCUGCGCAUCAAAGUAUUGGGACCUGAUCACCCGGAUUCAAAGUCCUCCACUAGCGCUCUGGGUAACUGGAAGGAUAUGAACAACUCAUUGCCAAAUAAGAUUACCCAAGCAGCGCCCAGUCAGAUAGAACUUUCGCAAUAUCAGCACGAAGUUUCAGCGGGGCAUACAAUAGCUGCUGUGGUCGCUCCGGCGCUCCAUGAAGAGCAUAACAAACCAUCUUAUAUGCGGACACGACCAGCUGCAGAACUAUCUCUUAGAAACCAUCCUCUUAUAAUGGCAUGCAGGAGAACCUCACCCGCGACGGGAGGUCAGGAUUUACGAGAAGUCGAUUGA
Messenger RNA from Aspergillus alliaceus, 2730 nucleotides. RefSeq lists its product as uncharacterized. The record is from RefSeq and is a predicted model, not a curated record. The coding region runs from base 1 to 2730 and encodes 909 amino acids. NCBI's taxonomy places the organism in Eukaryota, Fungi, Ascomycota, Eurotiomycetes, Eurotiales, Aspergillaceae. Gene Ontology annotation, molecular function: ADP binding; catalytic activity; protein binding. Gene Ontology annotation, biological process: nucleoside metabolic process. The transcript has 8 exons.